Messenger RNA from Melanaphis sacchari, 1656 nucleotides. Its product is annotated as fumarylacetoacetase-like. NCBI's taxonomy places the organism in Eukaryota, Metazoa, Arthropoda, Insecta, Hemiptera, Aphididae. Gene Ontology annotation, cellular component: U2-type prespliceosome; commitment complex; U1 snRNP. The transcript is spliced from 11 exons. The coding region runs from base 69 to 1565 and encodes 498 amino acids. Gene Ontology annotation, molecular function: fumarylacetoacetase activity; protein binding. The record is from RefSeq and is a predicted model, not a curated record. Gene Ontology annotation, biological process: homogentisate catabolic process; RNA processing; mRNA 5'-splice site recognition.
UAUUAUUAGAGCUAUUUAUUGAUUUAUUUUUUUAUUAAUUAAGUUAAAUAUUUGUUAAAUUUAAUUUAAUGAUAAGAAAACAUAAUCCGGCAUUUCGACACACGCCAAGAGCUGUUUUGGAUAUAUUUUGGGUAUUUGACCGUGGUUUAAAAGCUAUACCAUUGAGUGUUGACUUAUGGAUUCAUUAUAUGGGUUAUAUGAAAUCAGCAUAUCCAGAUGAUGAAGACAUGAUAAGGGAACAAUUUGAAAGGGCGGUAGAAGCUUGUGGAAUUGAAUUUCGAUCGGAUCGUUUAUGGGAUCAUUAUAUUAAAUUUGAAUUGGAAUGUAAACAAUAUUCAAGAGUGACAGAUAUUUAUGAACGUCUAAUUGCUACUCCAACUCAUGGGUUUUUAAAUAAUUUUGAAUGUUUCAAAGACUUUGUAAAAAAGUAUCCUAAAAACAAAAUUUUGGAAGCUGUUAAAUUUUUAGAGUUAAGGAAGGAAGUAUUAGCUGAGAUUAAGGAAGCUGAGGCUAAAAAAGCACAUGGUAGAAAAAUUGAUUCUGGUUCUGACUCUGAUGACAUGGCCGAUCCUAUAGAACAACGAACCAAAGAAGAAAAUUUAAUGAAAGAUAAAAUGAUAUCAUCGCGUAUUGAAAUACAUAAGCACACAGCAGAAAUGGUUGCAUUACGAUUACCCUAUGAAGAAAUGAUUAAACGGCCAUACUUUCAUGUAAAACCUUUAGAAAGAUCUCAAAUUAGGAACUGGAAAGAAUAUUUAGAAUUUGAAAUUAGUCAUGGUUCAUACAAACGCAUCGUGGUGUUAUUCGAAAGGUGUUUAAUUGCUUGUGCUUUAUAUGAAGAAUUUUGGACUAAGUAUGUAGGUUAUUUGGAAAGUCUUGAAUCUGAUGACCAGGAAGUUAAAGACCGUAUAGAGGACAUAUACAUCAGAGCAUGCACUGUUCAUCAUAAGAAUAAACCUAGUAUUAAUUUAACAUGGGCUCUACAUUUAGAAAAAAAUGGACAAUAUGAUAAAGCAGCUCAAAUUUUAGAUAUGUUAGACAGUGUAUCUCCUGACAAAAAGUUGAUUAUACAAAGAAGGAUUAAUUUAGAAAGACGAAGAAAUUGUAAUGAUAGAGUAUGCGAGUUAUAUGAACAUUACAUUAGUACAGCAAACUCUUCAUUAACUUCUAUUUUGUUGACAGUAAAAUAUGCUCGAUUUGUUUGGAAAAUGUUACACAACAGUGAUCGAGCUUCUAAAAUUUUGUUAGCUGAAGUAGAAAAAAUCAAUAAUGUUCAAAAAAGUAGUCGUCUUCUGUUACAAUUAAUUGAAAUCAAAAUGAGUGACAAUCCUAUGAAUAUUCCUGCGGUAGUUAAACUGAUUGAUAGCAUCUUAGUCAUGAAGUCUAUUGAUGUCGAACAACAAGUUAUUUUUGCUCAACGUAAAGUUGAAUUCCUAGAAGAAUUUGGCAAGGACAUACUUAUUAUUAACAAAGCUACAGCAGAAUUGAAAAAGUACAUGAAAACAUACAACGAAAGUGAAAAAAAAACAGAACUUUUUGACACUCUUUGUAGUGGCAAGACAUAAAUUUGCCAUGAUGUUGACCAUUUGUUUUUAAUAAGUAUAUUUUAUUAUAAACUCUUCAUUAAUGUAAAUAAAUCUAUGUUUAAAUAUUAUU